AUGAAGAGCAUUCGAUCAUAUGAAGAUAUCGCCAUUCUGCAACACGAUUUGGAUGAAUUGCAGAAGUCGGAUAUGCAUGUAGAUGAUUACAAUAACACUUCAGCCAUACUUAGGACUAGGCAUGAAAGACUCUUGAAAGAACGAGAGUUAAGAAAAUCUUUUAAAUCUCAAAAUGAAGAUGUUCUUGGAAAUGGAGGUACAGAUAGUAUCAUUGGGAAUGGUCAGAUACUUACAACAGAAACUGCAGUAAUCAGACAGCGGUUAUUAGUAGUAGCCAAUCGUCUGCCUGUUUCUGCAACAAGAAAGGGUGAGGCAUCCUGGCAACUUGAAAUGAGCGUGGGGGGCUUAGUCAGUGCACUUUUGGGUAUAACUGAUUUCGAUACAAAAUGGAUUGGAUGGGCUGGGGUAAAUGUACCGGAUGAGAUUGGGCAGAAAUCACUGACUGAAGCUUUAGCUGAAAAGAGGUGCAUCCCAGUUUUCCUUGAUGAAGAUCUUGUUAAUCUCUAUUACAAUGGGUACUGUAACAAUAUCUUAUGGCCUCUCUUCCAUUAUCUUGGUCUUCCCCAAGAGGAUCGGCUUGCAACUACUCGUAGUUUCCAAUCGCAGUUUGAUGCUUACAAGAAAGCCAAUCAGAUGUUUGCUGAUGUUGUCAAUGAACAUUAUACAGAAAGGGACGUCAUUUGGUGUCAUGAUUAUCAUCUGAUGUUUCUCCCUAAAUGUCUCAAAGAACAUAAUAAUAAGAUGAAAGUUGGAUGGUUUCUGCACACACCGUUUCCUUCCUCUGAGAUUCAUAGGACACUGCCAUCUCGAUCUGAGCUAUUAAGAGCCGUUCUUGUAGCUGAUCUAGUUGGGUUCCACACUUAUGAUUAUGCAAGGCAUUUUGUGAGUGCAUGUACUCGAAUUCUUGGCCUUGAGGGUACUCCUGAUGGAGUAGAGGAUCAAGGGAAGCUUACUCGUGUUGCUGCGUUUCCUAUCGGGAUAGAUCCUGGUAGGUUCAUACGAGCUAUCCAACUUCCUCAAAUCAAGGAUCAUAUAAUGGAACUCAAGGAGAGAUUUGCCGGUCGAAAGGUAAUGUUGGGUGUCGAUCGCCUUGAUAUGAUUAAGGGAAUUCCACAAAAGAUUUUGGCAUUUGAAAAGUUCUUAGAGGAAAAUCCAGAUUGGCAUGACAAAGUAGUGUUGCUUCAGAUUGCUGUGCCAACAAGAACAGAUGUACCUGAGUAUCAAAAACUUACAUGUCAAGUUCAUGAGAUUGUUGGAAGAAUUAAUGGAAGAUUUGGGAGCCUUACAACCGUUCCGAUUCAUCAUCUGGACCGAUCUCUUGACUUUCAUGGGCUAUGUGCACUAUACGCGAUUACUGAUGUGGCUCUUAUUACAUCAUUAAGGGAUGGAAUGAAUCUUGUGAGCUAUGAAUUUGUGGCCUGCCAAGCUUCAAAGAAAGGGGUUCUAAUCUUAAGUGAGUUUGCAGGUGCAGCCCAGUCUUUGGGUGCAGGUGCAAUUUUGGUAAACCCGUGGAACAUCACGGAAGUGGCUUCUUCAAUCGCAUAUGCUUUAAAUAUGCCUGCCGAGGAGAGAGAAAAACGACACCACAAUAACUUUAUGCAUGUCACUACUCAUACAUCUCAGGAAUGGGCUGAAACCUUUGUUAGUGAACUGAAUGAUACGAUUGUGGAAGCUCAAUUGAGGAUACGGCAGAUUCCACCCUUGCUUCAAGCGGAGAAAGCACUCGAGCGUUAUUUGCAUUCCAACAAUCGUUUACUUAUUUUGGGGUUUAAUGCAACACUAACCGAACCCGUGGAUUCUGGUAGAAGGGUUGAUCAGUUCAAAGAAAUGGAGCCCAAACUGCACCCGGACGUAAAAGAAUCUUUAAGAAAGCUGUGUGAUGAUCCAAAGACCACGGUGGUUGUCCUUAGCGGAAGCCACCAUUCGAUCCUUGAUAAGAACUUGGGAGAAUUCAAUAUAUGGUUGGCUGCAGAACAUGGUGUGUUCUUAAGAACACCCAAUAAGAAAUGGAUCAGAAACUUGCCAGAAAUACAUAUGGAUUGGGUCGAUAGUGUGAAGCAUGUCUUUGAGUAUUUCACCGAGAGAACACCAAGGUCGCACUUUGAGCUUCGUGAGACGUCAUUGGUUUGGAAUUAUAAGCAUGCAGAUGUCGAGUUUGGGAAGCUUCAAGCCAAGGACAUGUUGCAGCACCUAUGGACCGGACCGAUAUCAAACGCAUCGGUAGAAGUGGUUCAAGGUGGCAGGUCCGUUGAGGUUCGUGCCGUUGGAGUCACCAAGGGUGCAGGAAUUAAACGUAUUUUAGGACAAGUCAUACAUUACAAAGAUUUGAAGGAGCCGAUUGACUACGUCCUGUGUGUAGGACAUUUCCUUCCAAAGGAUGAAGAUGUUUAUACAUUUUUUGAGCCGGAGCCACAAACACCGGUCAGAUCAAGUUUAUCGAGUCCGGUUAAUGGAUCAUCUACAGAUCAUUCUGUAGGAAGAAACGGAUUCUCAGGACCACGCGGUAAAAAAUCUCAUCCAUUUUCGGCUUCGGAUGGUAACGAUGCCUGCAACGAGAAUGGUAACGGGAAAGAUACGACACCGUCGAUACUCGACCUCAAUAGUAACAAUUACUUUUCGUGUGCGGUCAAAAGAAAGCGGUCGAGUGCCAGGUAUCUCUUAAGUUCAUCGGCUGAUGUCGUCUCUCUGUUGGAAAAAUUGGCGGACGUUUCAUCGGAGAGAUGA
This is a messenger RNA of Cynara cardunculus var. scolymus (artichoke), 2724 nucleotides long. RefSeq names its product alpha,alpha-trehalose-phosphate synthase [UDP-forming] 1-like. The record is from RefSeq and is a predicted model, not a curated record. Gene Ontology annotation, cellular component: cytosol. Bases 1 to 2724 code for a protein of 907 amino acids. Gene Ontology annotation, molecular function: alpha,alpha-trehalose-phosphate synthase (UDP-forming) activity. Gene Ontology annotation, biological process: trehalose biosynthetic process. Lineage: Eukaryota; Viridiplantae; Streptophyta; Magnoliopsida; Asterales; Asteraceae. The transcript has 18 exons.